AUGCGCUGGUACCAAAACAGUACGUCUGGUGGAUCUUCAAAACAACCAUUGAAGAAUUUGUCUUACUCUGUGACUAGGUACCUCGAGCAAGUCGAAAAUCGCUUAGCUGAUGUCGAAGAAGAAGUCAGUCGAUUAAAGAGACUCUUACCCAGCUCGUUUCCACAUGAGAAACAACAUGUCCUCUUCCCACGUAGCAUUUCCGGUCACACCGGUGGUCUAUCAGAAGCCACUCAUCCCGAGGAGUCGUUGAAUGUUGAGGAUGGGAGCAUUACGCAGGGGAUUACCCCAGACGCAACAGACGGCGUCGGUACUAUUGAAUUCACCACAGAUGAGACUUGGGCGUAUUUCGGGCCUUCAUCCAAUAUUGCGUUCACGAGGAUUAUCCGCCGCACCCUCGACCACCUACUGCACAAGACCCAGAGAGAUGAACAGGGUGGGACUUCCUCAACACCUACAAGUCAUGCACAACAACACAUUCUGGCUGUCUCCCGAUCCCGGUCCCCGGUCACUGACUCCUUCGACAUAAGGAAACUGGAGAAGCCCUCUGAGGCAUCCCGUCUGCCACCGGAAGAAGAAGUGGUCAGCCUCGUACGCCAGUUCUUCCGUGACACGGGUCUUCUAUUCCCUUAUAUACACGAAGAAAGUUUCUGGAAAGCUUAUGCGCAUUACCGAGCAGGUGGCAUGCAAAAUGCGAAAAUCGCCUGGCGUGCAUUAUUACACAUGAUUCUUGCCAUGGCUACCAGCACCAUGAACGCUUCCGGAGUCGGCCUAGGCGACCGGCAGGCAAUGUCAGAGGUCUAUUACCGGCGAGCCAAAGCACUAUUCAUGACCGAUAUGAUGACUGGAGCCAACGUAGAAGCAGUCCAGGCUAUGCUCCUUAUGUCACAGUACCUUCAGGGAAGCCAGAGGUCGAUCCAAACAUGGGCCAUACACGGCCUUGCUGUAAAAGCUGCGCUCGAGUUGGGAUUCCAAUCCGAAUUGGCCCUUCAAAGAUUCGAUCCACUCGAACGGGAGAUCAGAAUACGCACAUGGUAUGGGUGCGUCGUUCUUGACAGAACGCUAUACGGAGUUACCGCCGCCGUCAUUGAUGAUCUCUACGAAAGCAACAUUGGGUCAAUAUCGACCAUCCCAUUGACGAACACUGUGGCUAAGACCGGUGCCUACAAUCUCUCGACGGGAGCCCCCAGUCACCUCAAGAAGUCGCCACGCUCCAACAGGCCUGGCAUCUUAGCAGAACAGUGUGCCUGCGCUCUGCGGAAGCUAUCAUCCGCUUGGUUGAAGCUUGCAAACUCGCAAACGAUGUACAGCCUGCUUUCUCCUUUCUUGGAGCAUGGUGCUUUCAAUGCCUCUUUGACUAUCGUUGCGACGAAGCUGGUUGAGGACAAAUAUGUGUCUAUGCCCUUCGACCAAGGCUACACAAGCACGGCUAUACGGCUGGAUGAAAUACUGAAAAACGCCGUCAGUUGCAUCGCACGAUUAGACAUCCAGAACCCGAUGGUGGAAAAGUGCGCAAAAUUUACAGCAACGUUGAUCUUCAUGGUACAGAGUUUACAAAUGAUUCCGGGACGUGAAGAUGCCUCCCGGGAAGUGCGGGACAUGCUACCAAGCCAUACAAUUCCUUCGGAUGAAGGUAACAAUACGCAGGCCACGCAAAUACCGUCGAAUGCAGGAACGGAUGAAGCCUUUUCAAACCUGAUGAACCAUUUCCCUCCCAACUUCAACGAUUUCCCCAACACUAGCGCAAACUUCUCAAUGUCCGAGUUGAUGGACGAUUUUGCUACAGGAGACUUGUUUUGGUAG
This is a messenger RNA of Colletotrichum orchidophilum, 1800 nucleotides long. Its product is annotated as fungal specific transcription factor domain-containing protein. Lineage: Eukaryota; Fungi; Ascomycota; Sordariomycetes; Glomerellales; Glomerellaceae. Gene Ontology annotation, biological process: DNA-templated transcription; positive regulation of transcription from RNA polymerase II promoter by galactose. The transcript is spliced from 7 exons. The coding region runs from base 1 to 1800 and encodes 599 amino acids. Gene Ontology annotation, cellular component: nucleus. The record is from RefSeq and is a predicted model, not a curated record. Gene Ontology annotation, molecular function: zinc ion binding; DNA-binding transcription factor activity, RNA polymerase II-specific; RNA polymerase II cis-regulatory region sequence-specific DNA binding.